AUGAUGAUGAUAAUGAUGAUGCAAAAAAUGUUUUAUGAUGAAAAUAAUCGAUCAUUGAACUAUACAAAAAUUGAUCAAUGUCAAGAUAAUAAUUGUAUUGAUAAUGAUGAUUAUUAUAGACAAAUAUUACAUACAAAUGAACAUAUUAAUUAUGAACAAGAUAUAAAGUUAAAAAUUAUAUUAACAAAUCGAUUACGUUUAAUUUUAUUUAUAUUUUUAAUAUUAACACCUUCAUCAAAUGCUUUUCCUAUUUUUCAAUCAUUACAAAUGCCAAAAGACUCUAUUCAACAAUCUCCAUCAUCUUUACCUAUUUCUAUGGUUCAAUUAACUGGUGGUUCUCGAUAUCUUCAACCAUCAUAUAAAGUUUAUCGACGUAUUUCAAAUCCAGUUCAACAACAAUUGAAAAAUAUUCCGAGUUAUUCGAAUGGAGCUGUUGUAAACAUUUAUGAUCAAACGAAUUUUAUUAAUCAACACCAACAACACCAACAACAACCAUCAAUGAUUGUUCGAAAUUCUAAUGAACAACAAGCACCAUUACAAUUAAAACGUGAACGACAACGUCGUGCAAUGAUUGAUAGAAUUGUUUCAAUAUUUGAUGAAGAUGGUGAUGGACAACUAGAAAAAGAUGAAUUAUAUUCAUUGGCAUUACGUUCAAACAUGUUUCCAAAAUUUCAUCAGUAUCUCAAACAAACACCAUCAUAA
Rotaria sp. Silwood1 is the source of this 702-nucleotide messenger RNA. The record is from the annotation of a GenBank genome assembly. NCBI's taxonomy places the organism in Eukaryota, Metazoa, Rotifera, Eurotatoria, Philodinida, Philodinidae.